AUGUCGUGGUUAAGAACGGCGGUGAACAGAGCAGCGGAGGUAGGAGGUCAGAACCAGCUCCGUCGCACCAUGCGCAGCUAUGCUGACUCCGUUGUUGUCCAUGCCGGUAAUGCCGUUGCUGGUGGCGCCAGGAUCCUCCAAGAACGCAUUGGUAUGAGGAAUCUACAAGGGUUUAAGCAUACGGUAAAAAGAUUAGAAGAAGUGUCUGUUUCAUGUAGAGGGGUUGAAAGAGUUCAGUUAUUGAGAAGGUGGUUGGUUGCUCUUAAAGAAGUCGAGAAAUUAUCAUCAGCCACUUCUGAUGAAAGCCCAAGCGAACAACAUCAUGAUUCUCCUACUAAUACUUUUGAUGAUAAAGAUAAUUCUCCUAAGAGACCAACUUUGGUUCUUUAUGUUGACUCUCAUGGAGAUGUACCCAGAAAUUUUCUUGAUGUUUUUCUUUAUAGCCAAGCUCUUGAAGGCAUCACACUGUCCAUGAUUCUUGAAGCACCCAAUGAUGAAGAAGUUCCUCUGCUUUUGGAGUUAUAUGGGCUGUGUCUCACAGGAGGGAAAGAAGUACAUAUUGAUGUUAUGAGAAGAGUGCAGGACUUGUCUGAGGCUUUCUCAGGUUGCCAUGAAGAAGUAUUGAUAAAACGUGAAGAAUUGCUCCAAUUUGCCCAAGGUGCUAUUGCAGGACUGAAAAUAAAUUCAGACAUUGCACGAAUCGAUGAUGAAGUCUGCAGCAUAAAGGAAAAGCUUAAUAAUCUAAACAAUAAAGAUGGUGAAACAACUCUUGAAACUGAACCAGCACUUGCUGAAAUUCAACUAUGUUUCAAUUUAGAGGCUCUCUUGCUGAAAAAGAAGUUACUGAGAAAUGGAGACUCUCCAGAGAUGCAUGCUGAAAAGGUUUAUAAACUCAAAAUAUUAUUGGAAUCACUAGCCAACUCUACCUCAAAAGCUGAAAAACGCAUUUUGGAUCACAGAUCUCAUAAAGAAGAAGCUCUCAGCUUUCGUGUAGCUAAAUCAGAUGAAGUUCAUCAUAUUGAGAAGGAAAUGGUGGCAGAGAUCAAACAACUUGAGAUACAAAGAGAUGAACUUGAAGCCGAACUGAAAAAGGUUAAUACCUCAUUGGCUGGUGCUCAUAUGCGCCUUCAUAAUUUAAGAGAAGAAAGAGACCAAUUUGAUGAAGCCAGUAAUGAAAUCCUUGUACACUUGAAAACGAAGGACGAUGAGCUAUCAAAAUCCAUUGCUUCAUACAGAGAAGAAGCUGAUAUUGUCGAUACUUGGAUCAAGUUUCUGGAUGAAACCUGGGUUCUCCAGACCUCAUAUACAGAUCAAAAAGAGAAGCAAGUCAUGGUUGAAUUGGAGAAAUGUGGAGACCGUUUUGUGAGUUUGGUCAUGCAUCUUCUUUCAAUAUAUAAGGAAAUGCUGGGGUCAUUGAUCACUCGAAUUAAGGAAAUUGUGGAGAGCUUAAGUAUAAAUCAAGAAUCCAAAUUAUCAUCUGGUGAAGAUGAUAAAAGUCAAAAAUCAUUAAAUCCAAACAAAGAUCUUGAAGAGCAAUAUGUAAACAUUGAGGCCAAAUUUUUAACCACAAGCAGUGUAGUGGAAACCAUAAAGAGACAAUUCUAUGUCCAAACUGAAGGCAUUUUCAGGAAAGAAGAUGACAAGGUAAAAGAGCUUUUUGAUGCCAUUGAUACCUUAAGAGAUAAGUUUGAAUCCAUAGACAGACCUAUAUUAAAGAUUGAGACUCCAAAUAAAAAUUCUGUGAACAGUAAAAGUCCAUCCACAAAAAACAUACAUGAUGUAAUUCAGUCUUCACUGAUUAGAGAAAAGAAAACAGUGAAAUCUGUGGAAAAUUUAACAGAACUUGACUCAGAGGGAAAUGAUGGCAGAAGUGACUCAGCAGAGGAGAUCAAUGACUGGGAGUUUGAUGCUUUUGAAAAAGACUGAUUACAUAGAGAUUCCUUUAUAUGUAAAAAUAUAUUUCUAAUAUAUAAUAUAUUUAUAUAUGACAUGUUACUUAGGAGAAACCAAAGAAGCAACAAUUUUCAAAAGGAUUACACUAUUACAAGUAUUCUAGUUGUUUUUGUUAGGUUAUGCACAGUCGGGUCUUCCCAACCAAGGUUUGUUUUAAUGUUGUAAGUAACUUGAAUUGGAUCAAAGUUAUCAACAAACAAAGCUUCCAUCUUUUUCUUA
Cannabis sativa is the source of this 2172-nucleotide messenger RNA. RefSeq lists its product as uncharacterized. NCBI's taxonomy places the organism in Eukaryota, Viridiplantae, Streptophyta, Magnoliopsida, Rosales, Cannabaceae. The coding region runs from base 1 to 1926 and encodes 641 amino acids. The record is from RefSeq and is a predicted model, not a curated record. The transcript has 17 exons.